AUGGACUCUGGAGUUCCUAGAACGCCAACAAAGUCUACCAGGACAGCUGACAAUUCAGAACCAGGCUCCAAAAUACCAUCUCCAAAUGCUCCCGGAUCGCCCAAAUAUCGUAAGAGAAGCGCGUCGCCUAAACAGCCGCUUGUGAGUGCCUCAGAACACCGGAGCAUGGUUUCACACACCAAGAGACAAAAUAAUGAUGGGUCCACCGCGGCUACUUUUGGUAAUGGUAACCCUGGUUCCGAAGGCUCCUCUCAUAUGACCGCGUUCUAUCGAGAAAAUAUACGGGUUCUCAAUGAGCUGCAGGACCUGAUGUUCGAAAAAAAGGCCAAAUUGGAUUCGCUCAAGGAUAAACUGCUGGAUAGCAGAGACCAGUACAAGGCGCUCAUGCUCAAACUAGAGACUUUCAAGGAAGAAAAACACGUCAAAUCACAACAAUUAAAGCUUAAGGUCAACGACAUAAAGAAAUUAAGUGAUGAGCAAGCUACGCGCGACAAAUUUUUGAAAAAAGGCCACGAUCUGGAGGUUCAGCAGCUACGCGCCCAGAACACUGCACAGAUGAAUCGCUUAGAAAGCGGCUAUCAUCAAAAGAUAGAAGAACUGCGAUUCUUGAAAAUAAAGAAACUCGAAGAUGCCCGUAACGAAUUGCAACAAGAGAUUGUCAAGCUGAAACGUCAAGUUGCUAACAAUCAGGAAAAUCUCAAAGGCGCGCUACAUGAAUGCGAGGUCCAGCACAGCUUGAAGAAAGAAGAGGGCUUACGACAUCAUCAGGAAGAGCUCAAUGCACUUAUCAAUAUCAACACAAAACUGAGCCGAGAGUCUGAAGAGCUGAGAGAUACGCUGACGAACAAGCUCAAGGUAAAUUCGAGCAAAAAAAUAGAGGAAUUGGAGUCUCUGCGAGUAACGCUACAAGGCUUGAAAGAAAAGUUAGAUUCUUCACGAUCUAGAAACGAACAACUAGAACAAAACACAAAUGACCUAAGCUCGCUCACAAUAAAAUCACUUGCUAAACGAGACGAAUUAAAGAGAUACAUCAUUACCUCUAAUUCUGAGCUUGAACAAAUUGGUGAGAUUUUAAUGAAAGAGGAAACCAUGAGGCGAAAGUUGAACAAUGAAUUACAGGAGCUACGUGGCAACAUAAGAGUCUUUUGUAGACUGCGACCUCACUUGGAAAAGGAGCAGGAGAAUCUCUCCAACAUCUCAAUAGAAAAAUUCAAUGAUGAAAGCGGGACGCAAAGUAUAGUCAUAAAACGCGACGCAAAAUCUCAUAAAUUUACUUUCGAUAGAGUUUUCGGCGUACAUGAAAGCAACAGUAAUGUUUUUGACGAAAUUGGCCAACUGAUACAAAGUUCCCUUGAUGGAUAUAAUGUUUGCAUUUUCGCCUUCGGUCAAACAGGAUCGGGAAAAACAUACACAAUGCUCAACCCAAAAGAUGGCAUAAUUCCAACUACGUUGAGUCAUAUUUUUCUUUGGGUGGAUAAACUGAAAGGGAUUGGAUGGAGUUACGAGAUUUCGGGUCAAUUUGUCGAAAUUUACAACGAAAAUAUCAAGGAUCUUUUGAAAGAGCACGACGCCGAGAGUGAUGAGGUGUGCGACAGCAAUAUUAAGCACGAGAUUAGACAUGAUGUUGAAGCCCGUACUACGUUAAUAACAAAUGUGACCACUUGCAAAUUCAAGAACCGCGAAAUGGUGAAUGGAAUUUUAACGCGUGCACUGAGGAUGAGGUCAACUGCGGCGACUCAGGCAAAUUUGCGCUCUUCGAGGUCGCAUAGCGUUUUUAUAAUCAAACUGCGUGGGCAUAAUACAACUUCGGGAGAACAGUCUGCGGGCAUAUUAAACCUGGUCGACUUGGCUGGGUCCGAAAGGAUCAACGCCUCACAACCUCAAGUUGAUAGACUUCGCGAAACUCAAAAUAUAAACAAAUCGCUGAGCUGUUUGGGAGACGUAAUACACGCACUGGGAGCUCCUGAUGCCGCCAAGAGACAUAUUCCCUUCAGGAAUUCAAAGCUUACCUAUCUGCUACAGUACUCAUUGAUGGGAGACUCGAAAACCCUUAUGUUUGUCAAUGUUUCCCCAUGUCUCAAAAGUACGGCAGAAACGUUGAAUUCUUUGCGAUUCGCAGCAAAGGUAAACUCAACUAAGAUGACAAGGAGGGAUUGA
Molecule: messenger RNA, 2157 nt
Organism: Lachancea nothofagi CBS 11611
Lineage: Eukaryota; Fungi; Ascomycota; Saccharomycetes; Saccharomycetales; Saccharomycetaceae
Source: the annotation of a GenBank genome assembly